AUGUUUUGGGGUGACUAUUAUAGGUAUCCAAAAGUUUUGGGCCCACUACCUACACACCUCAUUUCACAGAAUUCUCGUGCUUCUCAUCGGAUUCGUGUGUCUCGCCUCAAUGUGUUCCAACUAUUUGAUCAUCAAUUUCACGUUCAUUUGCAUGAAACAUGACAUGACAGACGGAUCGUACAUGGAUGGCAAUGGUGUAAAGACACGUGGCACUAUGAAAGACACAAAAUGUGUGUUCUCAGACACUUCACAGUAUCUAUGACUAUUCUAGCAGUGAGAAGAAAUGGAUAAUGUGGGCGGUGGCGGCUGGCACCAUUCUGGGUACGAUUCCACUGAACAUGCUGUAUAUCAAAUUUGGAGCUAGGUGAUGAUUUGGUUGAGGAAAGCAAGAUUCGAAGAUGGGUUUUCAGGUAUCCGUUCCUGAUUGCCGGCGUGAUUUCUUGUGUGACCACUGCGUUUGUGCCUUUUGCCGCAAAAGUUCACUUCCUGUUCUUACUUUCCCUCAGGUUUUUACAGGUAUUAUAGCGUUUAAUGCAUGACAAAAUGAAGUUGUACAUAGAUCUCUUUAGGUGUUUAGAUUAGAACACAAAAGAACAUACAUACUGUAAAAGAAGGGCACUUCAAUUCAAGAUGAUAUAUCUCAGCUGCUAUUAAAGAUAUCAAGAAAUUGUCAACUGACAAAAUGUGCGCAAUGUAUCAAUGAGCAAGUUAUUAGUUGACAAUUUUUUGAUAUCUCUUCAGGCAGAUGAGAUACAUCGUCUUGAAUGAACAAUAUCACGGUUGGCAUUCGGCUCGAAAUCCGUCUAUUUUAAAUACUACUUCCAGGGCUUCGCCUACUCGGCAGACUUUGCCGCGAUCGGCUUGAUGACGGUCCGUUGGGCUCCGCUCUCCGAGACUGCCACAUUCGUCGCCAUCCUCACCUCCUUCAACGGAAUCGCGUCGACGGUGACCAACUCGGCGACGGGGCUCAUCUGCGAGAGCUCCCUCGGUUGGAAAUGGUCGUACUACUUGCACGCAGUCUUCGGACUCCUUCUCUUCAUCGUGUGGGCGAUUGUUUAUGCGGAAGAUCCGCAGGAGACGAGAAGAGUUUCGUCGCGAGAGUUGCUCAAGAUUCAGAAGAACAAGUCAGAGGCGCAUUUGGAUAAGAACACCCCGGUUCCUUAUGUGGUACGUCUUCUGGGCGUCUAAAAGUCUAUCGGCUUUCAGAAAGUGCUCACGAGCCCUGUGAUCAUCUGUGUUUGGGCGAACGCCUUCUUCGACCUGACCGCAGCCAUCAUGUUCUCCACCUACGUCCCCAUUUACCUAAAUGAAGUGCUCAAGUUCGGAAUCACAGAGACCGGCUUCUACGCGUCUCUAAUUCUCGGAGUAUCCCUUCCAGUCCGCUUCGUCUUCGCUGUGAUCAGUGACAAAUUCAAAUUUGUGAACGAACGCAUCAAAAUAAUGCUAUUCAACUCGGUGUCCGUCGGUCUUUCGGGUCUCAUUUUCGCGUGUAUUGGGUCUGUGCCAGCCAGUGACAUUGCCUCCUAA
Messenger RNA from Caenorhabditis sp. 36 PRJEB53466, 1527 nucleotides. NCBI's taxonomy places the organism in Eukaryota, Metazoa, Nematoda, Chromadorea, Rhabditida, Rhabditidae. The record is from the annotation of a GenBank genome assembly.